This is a messenger RNA of Darwinula stevensoni, 322 nucleotides long. NCBI's taxonomy places the organism in Eukaryota, Metazoa, Arthropoda, Ostracoda, Podocopida, Darwinulidae. The record is from the annotation of a GenBank genome assembly.
UCUUCCAAGCUCCAGUCAUCCACGAUGAAGCUCGCCAUGGGAAUCCUGGUUCUGUUUGCCGUCUUGGCAGCUGCCUUCGCAUAUGCUGCCAACGAGGCUGACGAUCUUGACAUUCAGGAAGCCAAAUACGGCGGAUUUGGUGGAGGCUAUGGAGGAGGACGAGGCUUUGGUGGCGGCCGUGGUUACGGCGGCGGUUAUGGCGGCGGUUUCGGCGGAGGACGAUUCCGCGGUUGAAGAAUUCCAUGGUCAACGGAUUAAAAUGACAUCAACGAUCGAAAGAUGACCAAUAUGAAAAUGUCUUCCUAUUCUUUGCAGAAUUCUU